Messenger RNA from Tachysurus fulvidraco (yellow catfish), 3991 nucleotides. RefSeq names its product ArfGAP with SH3 domain, ankyrin repeat and PH domain 1b (gene asap1b). The transcript has 31 exons. Gene Ontology annotation, biological process: positive regulation of GTPase activity. The record is from RefSeq and is a predicted model, not a curated record. Bases 16 to 3504 code for a protein of 1162 amino acids. Gene Ontology annotation, cellular component: cytoplasm. Gene Ontology annotation, molecular function: GTPase activator activity; protein binding. Lineage: Eukaryota; Metazoa; Chordata; Actinopteri; Siluriformes; Bagridae.
GAGUAUAGGGUUGCCAUGAAGUGCACAGGGAGAAACUUCUCUUGCCGUGACACUUUACUUGAUGUUCACUUAAUAGGCAACACCAUCAAGACACUUUUAGGGCCAGAAACUGACUGCAAAGUUAUGAGAGCAUCAAUCUCCCGUUUAAGUUUUUCCUCAAGGGACCCUUUAUGGAACCGGAUGCCGGAUCAAAUAUCGGUGUCCGAGUUUCUGUCCGAGGCGACGGAGGACUAUAACUCACCCACGACAUCCAGCUUCACGACCCGCCUCCAGAGCUGCAGGAACAGCGUCAGUGUGCUAGAGGAGGCCUUGGAUCAGGACAGGACUUCACUGCAGAAAGUUAAGAAGUCUGUCAAAGCUAUCUACAGUUCUGGCCAAGACCAUCUUCAGAAUGAGGAGAUGUAUGCUCAGGCACUGGACAAGUUUGGCAGUAACUUCAUGAGCCAAGACAACUCUGACCUGGGAACAGCCUUUGUUAAGUUCUCCACUCUGACAAAGGAGCUCUCAUCCCUGCUCAAAAACAUGCUUCAGAACCUGAAUCAUAAUGUGAUCUUCACACUGGACUCUCUGCUGAAAGGAGACCUGAAAGGUGUUAAGGGGGAUCUGAAAAAACCAUUUGACAAAGCCUGGAAGGAUUAUGAAACAAAGUUUACAAAGAUCGAAAAGGAAAAACGAGAACAUGCCAAGCAACAUGGCAUGAUCCGAACAGAGAUUACGGGUGCUGAAAUUGCAGAGGAAAUGGAGAAGGAGAGACGCCUUUUCCAGCUUCAGAUGUGUGAGUACCUGAUCAAGGUGAACGAGAUUAAGACAAAAAAAGGUGUUGACCUUCUUCAGAACCUGAUAAAGUAUUACCAUGCACAGUGCAAUUUCUUCCAGGAUGGCUUAAAGACCGCUGAUAAGCUCAAGCAAUACAUUGAGAAGCUAGCUGCUGAUCUUUACAAUAUAAAGCAAACUCAGGAUGAGGAAAAAAAGCAGCUCACAGCAUUGAGGGAUCUCAUCAAGUCCUCCUUGCAGUUAGAGCAGAAGGAGUCUAGAAGAGACUCUCAGAGCAAGCAGGGAGGUUACAGCAUGCACCAACUGCAGGGUAACAAAGAAUUUGGCAGUGAGAAGAGAGGAUAUCUGCUAAAGAAGAGUGAUGGGCUGCGAAAAGUAUGGCAAAGAAGAAAGUGCUCGGUGAAAGGAGGAAUUCUCACUAUUUCUCAUGCCACGUCCAACAGGCAACCAGUCAAACUGAACCUACUCACAUGUCAGGUCAAGCCAUGCACUGAAGACCGCAAGUGUUUUGAUCUUAUUUCUCAUAAUCGAACAUAUCACUUUCAGGCUGAAGACGAACAAGAGUUUGUAAUCUGGAUUUCAGUGCUAACUAACAGUAAAGAAGAGGCAUUGAACAUGGCAUUCCGAGGAGAGCAGACAGCAGGAGACGAUGGCCUGGAGGACCUGACCAAAGCCAUUAUUGAAGAUGUUCUGCGCACGCCUGGCAAUGAAGUUUGUUGCGACUGUGGGGCUGCAGAUCCAAAAUGGUUGUCGACUAACCUGGGCAUUCUGACGUGUAUUGAGUGUUCAGGCAUUCACAGGGAGAUGGGAGUACACAUCUCUCGCAUUCAGUCCAUGGAACUGGACAAAUUGGGAACCUCUGAACUCUUGCUGGCCAAGAAUGUUGGGAACAGUAAUUUUAAUGACAUUAUGGAAGGAAAUCUUCCAUUUCCAUGUCCAAAGCCUACUCCAUCUAGUGAUAUGACACUUCGCAAGGAGUUUAUAAAUGCCAAAUAUGUGGAUCAUAAAUUUGCAAGGAAGAUUUGCAGCUCUGCAGUGUUGAAGCUGAGCGAUCUGAAUGAUGCAGUGAGAUCACGUGACCUUCUGGCUCUCAUUCAAGUGUAUGCUGAAGGGGUGGAACUUACAGAGCCUCUUCCUGAUGGAGGAAUGGAGGUUGGAGAGACAGCACUGCACUAUGCCGUGAGGACCGCUGACCAUUCAUCACUGCACCUGGUUGACUUUCUGGUUCAGAACAGUGGAAACUUGGAUAAACAGACUGAGAAAGGAAACACAGCCCUGCACUACUGCUGCAUCUACGAAAAACACGAAUGCCUCAAAUUACUCCUGAGAGGCAAACCUGCUACAGACAUCACCAAUCAUAAUGGAGAAACAGCACUGGAUAUUGCCAGGCAGAUGAGGAUUGAUCAGUCUGCAGAGGCAUUGAUGCAAGCUGCAGAGGGAAAGUUUAAUCCAAAGGUUCAUGUUGAGUAUGACUGGAAUCUUAGACUGGAGGAAAUGGAUGAGAGUGAUGAUGAUCUUGAUGAAAAGCCAAGCCCAAUUAAGAAGGACCGGAGACCACAGAGUUUCUGUCACUCAUCCAGCCUGUCUCCACAUGAUAAGCUCUCCCUUCCGGGUUUUCCUGGGCAGCGAGAUAAACCACGCCUUUCCUAUGGCAUGUUCACCAAUCAGGUGUACAGUAUUUCUACUGACUGUCCCUCCUCUCCUGUAGGUGAUGCACCACCUCUGCCACCUAGGAAUGCAGGAAAAGCCCUGCCAUCGUCGUCAUCCUCCCCUCUCUCCCCUGGCUUCCAGAUCCCUGCUAACAGCAGCUCCAUGCUAUCCAAGAAGAGACCCCCGCCUCCUCCUCCUGGCCACAAACGCACGCUGUCAGACCCCCCUACCCCACUCUCAUAUUCAUCUGUGUGUAAAGGAACUGACUCCACACCUCCUUCAAUCAAUAAAAUGUCACCUAUAACAAACCGAUUUGAAGGCAUACAACAACAACAAAGCACAGCAUCGAGUACCACUAAAGCUACACUUGGGCCAAGGGUCCUUCCCACACUACCUCAGAAGUUUGUCCUGCGUAAAACAGAAACAAUUCACUAUCCAUCAGUGGACAAACCCAGCCAGCCUCCAGAGCAAGUGCUGUUCCAGAAGUCUCCUCCAGGGUCAGACACACCACAGAAAGUCAAUUUAUUGGAUAAAUCCCAGCAAGGGGACCUCCAACCUAAACCUCAGAUUUCAGAAGUACCACCUAAACCUGGAGAACUUCCCCCAAAACCACAACACUUUGACCUGCCCCCCAAACCACAGUUGGGAGACCUACCACCCAAACCUCAACUCAAAGACCUCCCACCCAAACCACUCUUUUCUGACCUCUCUAAUUCCAAACAUGUAGUCACUGAAUCUGCACUCAAGCCUCCUGAAGAGGUGCCUGAGACUAAUCAACAAGCUGAACCAUUACCUCAGCUCACUCACUCCACUGAAGACACCAACGGGAGCCUGGCAUCCGGCCCAGAAACUCCCGUACCGCUUCCGAGGAAAAUCAGUACAGGGAAGAUUAAACUGCGGCGAGUGAAGACCAUCUAUGACUGUCAGGCAGAUAAUGAUGACGAGCUCACAUUUGUAGAAGGCGAGGUCAUUGUGGUAACAGGGGAGGAGGAUCCAGAGUGGUGGAUUGGACAUAUAGAAGGUCAGCCAGAGAGAAAAGGUGUUUUCCCUAUGUCCUUUGUCCAUAUCCUGUCUGACUGACACACAGCCAUCCCACCUUGCUCUUCUCUUAUAAAGAGAAACCUGUAAAUAGCUGUUGGAACCUCCACAGGACUUUUAAAACAAGAAAACGAGCACCACAAAAACUGAAACCUCUUAUUAACUUCUUCCCCAACACAGAGGUGCAGUGUGAAUGAAUAUCUAGCUUCACCAGUGUUUCCGUUCCUGUUCAGCACAGCUGAAACCUAGUAUUUAGCCAACAUCCUUCACUUCAGCUGUUUUCAAGUGCUUUUGUAUAUGAUGACUGUACAUAGUGAUGUUGGCUGCACACAAAUACAGUAUACACAGGAGUUAUUGUGUGUAAAUAUGCAAACCUGUUAGUGUGGCAAGAAAGUAAAAUGUUGUAUACCUGUAUUUUACCUGGCAGCACUCCAUACAAGGAGUGCAGUGAAUUGUAAAGUAUUAAUGCAAAUUGAUAAAUGCUGGUAUUGUAUCAAAUGGCACAAUGAUGGGAUGACCAUUGACAGUA